Molecule: messenger RNA, 2269 nt
Organism: Ipomoea triloba (trilobed morning glory)
Lineage: Eukaryota; Viridiplantae; Streptophyta; Magnoliopsida; Solanales; Convolvulaceae
Exons: 3
Coding region: 1721-2161 (146 amino acids)
Source: RefSeq, a predicted model, not a curated record
UUCUUCGUCUCUCUAUUUUCAUUAUAAGGAGUAUUUGUUUAGGUUUUUUUUGGUGAAAUUGGUAUCUUUAUGCAUUUGUUUUCCAUGCGGGAAUAUGUUGUGAAAAAAAAUGCAUCGGAUUUACACUCUCCUUGCGGCUCCAAUGGCGUAAGGGAGAUGCAUCUGAUGCAGAAAUCGAACAUAGGUUGGCUUACCAGCCCAUUGCAUCUGUGUUUUGCUCUGGGGUCAAAUGGAUCUUCCGAUAUUCAAUUGCUAACCCUAUUUUAUUUUAUUUGAAUAUUGGAUUCGAUUGUGCGCUAUAUCCACUGCUUUUGGAUGCUAAAAAUCUUCUCUUUUCUGUAAAACCAGUUUUUUUCAUUGGUUAAUUUGGUGUUAUUGAAUCGGUAGAAGGCAAAUGACGAGUACUCUUAUCCUACACACUGAAUGUUGAUGUAGAUCAAGAACUCCGCUUAUUAUCUGAUGCCUUGAUUAAGUCGUAAUUUUCCUGUGUUUUUUUUCUCAUUCUAUGAUCAAAUUUUUCUUGAUUUUAGGUUGUUUAAAAAAAUUAGUUAUUUUCUUGGCCAUUUGAUAUUGGCUUGAAAGUAUUUCACAGUGAUGAGAAAAAGCAGACGGGCGGUCAGAACCUGAUGCCAUGUUGAAUGUCUGCACUCUUCCUAUAUGGAAAUGCUCUGAGGGACUUGCAUUAUUAGCUCUUCUUUGUUGCUUUUAUCUCACAUUUGAAUCCAUUUUUAAUCAAGUUUUAUGUUCACUUCACGAACAUCCAAUGAUGAUCUUGCUAAAUUAUGUCUGGACAUAUGAUAUUUGUCUCUGAUUAUAAGCAAAUUCUGAGCUGAUUCACGAACUGUAUCACUUAACAUUUUGAAGUAAAUGGAUUUUUAGUGCUUGAUAAUGAUUUAAUAUGUAAGAACAGGUGACCCCCAUGGAAAAAUCAGAACCAGAAGUUUCAAGAAUGCUGGACUGCUGGAGUUGUUGCAACUAUAGGGUGUCUUGAUCUGAGCCCUACAUGGAUGACUUGUGACCAUUCAUCAAAAUGAUGGACCAAAUAUGAAAUAGUUGUUACAAUAGGAAACCUUUUUAGUACACAAUUAUGAGCACAGUUGUAUAUCAAUAUUUUACUGUAUUUAUCUUGCUCUAAUUUGUAUACUGUGACCUUGAUGCACUUGUGAUGGUGAUGCUUGGUAUCAUCAAUAUCUUGUACUAGAGUUGAAAGAUAGAAAGUCACAUUCUUUUCACGUGAUCUGCCGAUAAAUGACUAUGUAUCAAUUCAGAAUAAUUUUGUCAUGUGAUCUGUCGGUGUGCCUUCUCCAUUAUUAUGAAUUUAUGGCCUUAUUAUAUGCUGAAUUUAACAGUGACACUGGAAGUCUGUAACACCCUAAAAUGUGCUAGAAAAUCUUCUUUUUUACUUGAAUAGAAUCAAGUCCUUUUGUUUUUAGAUUAAGAAUGAAAUAGCAUUUGUGUCUUUUUUGAUAUUGUGCAUCAGAUAUGAUAAAAAGGUGUCUUUCUAUUAAUUGUUUUGUUCUUGUUGCUGUUGUGUUUGUAUAAGUUGAUAAGCCUGAAGUUUCUCCAUGUAAAAGGAAUCCUUGAAUGUAUUAGCAGUGGUCCCCAGGCAACUACAUCGUCGGUGCAUGAGUGGUAGUAAGUCUCUUACACAAACCCUACCACCUCCAAAUAAUUUUGGCAGGCAACUUAGGACACUGUACUUGGGUUGUUGUAUGAAGAGAUGAGAGACGAAGAGGCGCAAGUUAAGAGUAAUGGUGUUCAGAAGAAAGAAGGCUUCAAAUAUAAGCUAUGGGUGUUGGCUGCAAUUCUUCUGCUAGCUUGUUGGACUAUGUUCACUGGCUCCAUCACUCUUGGCCUCAAGUGGAAACACCUUUCUCCAAAACCUGAUUCUCCUGCCAUCCAUGAUGAUCUUGAUCUCUUGGAUGUCGAGGAAAGAGAGAAGGUGGUGAGGCACAUGUGGGAUGUCUACACAGAGAGUAGAACUUCAAGAUUGCCAAAGUUCUGGCAAGAAGCUUUCGAGGCGGCCUACGAGGAUAUGAUGAGUGAUUACUCUGCUGUCCGGGAUGCUGCUGUGACUGAGAUUGCCAAGAUGUCUCUUCACUCCUCUGCCAAACCAGAAUCCAGGGAAACGCAGAGCGGAAAUGACAAAGAAGAAAGUUAAUUAGUGUUCUUGUUGUAAUGGUUAUUGUAAUACACACUUCCAUUUCAUUUAAUAAAGUUCGAUUGGCGUUUGGUUUUAUAAGAAAUAAAUUAGUGUUUGUUUUUCGAA